Messenger RNA from Papilio machaon (common yellow swallowtail), 994 nucleotides. RefSeq names its product trypsin alpha-3. NCBI's taxonomy places the organism in Eukaryota, Metazoa, Arthropoda, Insecta, Lepidoptera, Papilionidae. The record is from RefSeq and is a predicted model, not a curated record. Gene Ontology annotation, biological process: proteolysis. Gene Ontology annotation, molecular function: serine-type endopeptidase activity. Bases 127 to 930 code for a protein of 267 amino acids. The transcript is spliced from 6 exons.
AUCCGUGAACUUGGCCUGGUCCGGUCGCCCUGGCCCCGAGGCCUCAGCAGAGGCGCCGCCUGCAGCCUAUAAUAGCUGCGCCGGCGUCUCCCGCCGCCUCCAGAGAGCCCCGUCACUCCGACAGACAUGUUCCGUGCCUUGUGCCUCCUUACCGCGGUCGCCGCGGUGCGUGCCUGCAAGCCCUGCACAUGCGGGGUGGCGCGCGGCGCUCGUGUGGUGGGAGGCGGAGCGGUGUCUCCAGGCGAGCUGCCGUGGCUGGCAGCGCUCAAGAGGGACGGCAAGGUCAUCUGCGGCGCUACCGUCGUCGCCAGAGAUCAUCUCAUCACCGCCACACAUUGCAUCUUUGAAGUGGAGGCGUCUCGUCUAUCAGUGCUGGUUGGAGAAUACGACGUGAACAACUCCCAGCAAGACGGCAUUCCCGUGGCGCACGUCACACAGCACCCGGACUUCAACAGAUUCACUUAUGACAACGAUAUCGCUGUGCUCCGACUGGCUGAACCCAUACCUGAACAUCUGUAUAGAUCAGCGUGCUUGCCUGAUUUUGAAGAUGACAACCGACUGGAGGGUGUGGAAGCCAUAGUGUCCGGCUGGGGCAGCACUAUUGAAAAGGGUCCACCUUCCAGCAUUCCUAUGAAAGCAGAGGUGAAUAUUUGGGCUCAAGAGGAGUGCUCGGGCGCGGGUUACGGCCGGCGCAAGGUGACACCGCGCAUGCUGUGCGCCAACGCGCCCGAAAGGGACUCCUGCACCGGGGACUCCGGUGGGCCCCUGCUACUCACAAGACCUCAUUACACUAUUGUUGGUAUAGUGUCAUGGGGGCGCGGUUGCGCACGGCAAGGUUACCCGGGCGUAUACGCUCGUGUCGCAAAGUUCCUGCCCUGGCUGAAGUUGGCGCUACGUCACGCCUGCAUGUGUCACCCCCCUAAAUACUGACAGAGGCUCAAGAGGCUAGAUAGAGUAAACUCUUUGGAGGCUAGAAAGAGAGGAUGACUAAAUC